Molecule: messenger RNA, 2538 nt
Organism: Talaromyces marneffei
Lineage: Eukaryota; Fungi; Ascomycota; Eurotiomycetes; Eurotiales; Trichocomaceae
Exons: 5
Coding region: 1-2538 (845 amino acids)
Cellular component (GO): membrane; microtubule; cytoplasm
Molecular function (GO): microtubule binding; GTPase activity; GTP binding
Source: RefSeq, a predicted model, not a curated record
AUGCCUUCUAGUACUCAUACAGUGGGCUUGAUGGAUGACGAUAGAAAACACGGUCUGGCGAACACUCAAAUGACUCAGCAUCAGGCAAAUGCUCAUGCCCCAGUGCAACCCAACACAUGGGAGUCUGCCGUCGCUCUUCAGAAUGCAGGAGAUGCUCAAUUUGGCCUGCCUCGCUGCGAUAGAUCACCAGGUACAACGAACGCUGAUCCAAGAUCCGAAGCUGAUGCAAUUGACGUUAUGACAAAGGACAUGCGAGCACUAGUCAAAAAGGUUCAGGACCUGCGUCAUCUUGGCAUCGAGGACAGCAAGAUUGCCCUUCCUAAAAUUUGUGUUGUUGGGGACCAAUCCACUGGAAAGUCAUCCCUCAUUGAGGGCAUGUCUGAAAUUAAAGUCCCUCGUAGUGCGGGAACUUGCACGCGUUGUCCCAUGGAGUUGAAUCUCUCAGAUAGCGACGGUCAGCCUUGGAAAUGUGAGGUAUCCUUGAGUUGCCCAUACGCGUACUCCACCAAAGGAGGUCUACGAAAGAUCUCAAAAGGUAACAGGUUUGGGCCGUGGUACCAGACCGAACAGCCUCAUGAUGUCCAUUUCAUUACGUUACAUAACAAGGAUCAAGUCCAAGACGCUAUUGAGCGGGCGCAGCUAGCCAUUCUCAACCCUCAUAAGAGUCCAGCUGAAUUCCUGCCAUCGUCUUCAAUGAACAUUGACGAUGCGACGACCCCCGUGAAGUUCUCUCCAAAUGUCGUUCGUCUUGAUAUCUCCGCUCCUGGCUUUCCUAACCUGGCUUUCUAUGACCUUCCAGGUGUCAUCAGUCAGGCCGAGGUCGAUGAAGAAGAGUAUCUCGUCGUCCUUGUGGAAAAUCUUGUCAAGCAUUAUGUCUCUCAAGCGAACUGCAUCAUUCUUCUUACGUUGCCGAUGACUGACGAUGCGACAAACUCUAGUGCAGCACGUAUCGUGCGUGAAAUCAAAGCAACAGGUCGUACCUUGGGCGUUUUGACAAAACCUGAUCGUGUUGAAGACAUCGCGCAAUGGGCUGACCUCUUGGGUGGUCGCAAAUUCCAUCUCGGUCAUGGAUAUUAUGUCGUUCGUAAUAAUCCAAAUCCCGACGUUGAGCACCGCCGGGCUCGUAUGGAAGAAGAGCAAUUCUUCUCAACUGAUCCUUGGACCACAACGUUGGCUACCUUCAAGCCUAGACUCGGUACACGCAAUCUUCAGAGUGCUCUAUCUCGAUUACUGAUCGAUCAAAUCAAAACCUCCCUUCCCGAAGUUGAAAAGCGAAUUCGUGAGAAGGCUCUAAGAAUCCACGACGAGCUUCGUGAACUCCCCGAACCGGUCAACCAAAACUCGUUCUAUAUCUUGUGUACAAAGUUACAAGAAUUGAAGAGCGCUAUCUCUGCUUGUUUGGAAGGUGGUACACAAGAGAUGCCGAUGUUAAAGCUGUGGAACCGGAUUGCACAGGAUUUCGCUUCUGCGGUCCAGCGUACAAGGCCUGAGUUGCGCUUGCUGACCGACAAAGAGGAUGUGAAAGUCGACGAUGAGUCUGACUGCGAAGUAGUAGAGACAAAAGAGGCAGUCCAUACUCCAAAAAGAAAGCUUUCACCACAAGAGGGACCCUCAACCGAUGCGAGGACUGCCGCUGGUGAUUACACAGAACAUUUCCGAGAUCUCAUAGGACCAGCUAGAACUUUCGACCUUGAGGAGAUACGCGGAAUCAAUGAAGAUUGCUCCAAUGGACCUACUGCUCAUUUACACCCCAAAGCAGUGGAGAGAGUGCACAGGUUCAGCGUCUUGCACUGGGAGAUUCCGAUGAAAUAUUUUCUUGAUGCCACAUACAAACAAAUCAAGAAGGCAGUCAUGGCCCAGAUCAAAUCAGUAUUGGUUGCACAUCAGGAGACGGAGCUAUAUCGCCAGGUCUCUGCGAUCACCCGCCAGUUCCUUCUUCAACUGAAAGGAAGCGUUAAUUACCAGGCAGGCCAGCUCUACCUCCUCGAAACCACCCAGUUUAUUGCAAAUGACCGCGAUGCUCUUCAGAAAUGGGGUGGAGCUUAUUACAGCGACUUCAAAAAGACUCGCAAGGAAAAGAAGGCCAUAGCUCUCUACCGAAGUCGUGGAAUUCAGCUUCCCUCAGACCGAGCUAAAUACGAGAAGACUAUUGAGGCAUUGGACUUUGGCUGUGAUCCAUUCAUGAAUGAGCUCAAGUUGAUGGCGGCUGUUCAUGCUCACUACAAAGUGGCCUCUUGUCGCUUCGUUGACAACAUCUGUAUGAUCAUAAAUAUGAAGUUGUUCUCAGAGUGCAAGGAGAAUUUGUUCAAACAGAUUGAGAAUGGACUUGGUAUUUGGGAAUCAGAUGCAUCAUAUCGCUGUUUGCAAUUAAUGGCAGAUGAUCCUGAGCGCCUCCAACGCCGCGAAUUCCUUCUCAAAGAACAAGAGAAGUUGGACCUUUCUCUCAAUUGGCUGGAGUCAGCUGCAAAGUACAUUGCACCGAACGAUGACGAGGAUGUUGAUAUGACUCAUGACCAGGAAACUCACAUCAAGUCAUGA